Messenger RNA from Telopea speciosissima, 3656 nucleotides. RefSeq lists its product as uncharacterized. NCBI's taxonomy places the organism in Eukaryota, Viridiplantae, Streptophyta, Magnoliopsida, Proteales, Proteaceae. The record is from RefSeq and is a predicted model, not a curated record. The coding region runs from base 113 to 3472 and encodes 1119 amino acids. Gene Ontology annotation, biological process: peptidyl-serine phosphorylation; peptidyl-threonine phosphorylation. The transcript is spliced from 11 exons. Gene Ontology annotation, molecular function: ATP binding; protein binding; protein serine/threonine kinase activity.
GUUUGCCGGUCCCUUCUUGCUGUGUCUCGUAGCUCUCACUUAAGUUUCCCCUGAGUUUCGUAAUUAUUCUCUAUUAUGCGGUUUUAGGUUUUCUUUCAAUUGCACUGAUGCAAUGCAAGAUUCUGAGAAUAAUCCCGACCAUGGUGAGCGGUCAAAUGAAGGCAGAGAAGAAGAGAAAGCUUCAGAGAAAGGACCGGACAGGGAUAAUUCGGAUGACGAGCCAGUUAUCGACGUUUCGGGGAAAGCAUGGGAAGUUUCUCUUUUGGAUAGCUCCAAGGAACCAAUUAAGGGGUUAUACUUGUACAGAAACGUGUUCAAUUUAAUUCCUCAGUCUUUGGGGAAACUCAAGUGCUUGAAGACCCUGAAAUUCUUUGCGAACGAGAUAAAUCUCUUUCCGUCGGAGACUGGGAAUUUGGUUGAGCUGGAAUGCUUGCAAGUGAAGAUAUCAUCUCCCAGCUUGUCAGGUCUGCCUCUGCACAAGUUGAAAGCUUUGAAAGAGCUCGAGCUUUGUAAAGUUCCCCCGAGACCUUCGGCUUUUCCUAUAUUGAGUGAGAUUGCGAGCCUCACGUCCCUGACUAGGCUCUCUGUUUGCCACUUUUCUAUUCGAUAUCUUCCUCCCGAAAUCGGCUGCCUUAGUAAACUAGAGUUUUUAGACCUUUCAUUCAAUAAGCUGAAGAAGUUGCCUAAUGAGAUUAUUUCAUUGAAUUCCCUGAAGUCAUUGAGGGUUUCCCAUAAUAAAUUCGUUGAAAUGCCUUCCACUUUGUCCUCUCUACGAAGCCUUGAAAGUUUGGACCUGUCAUAUAAUCGACUCACAUCAUUGGGGUCUCUCAACCUUGCUAUGAUGCAUACCCUCCAGAAAUUAAAUCUUCAGUACAAUAAGCUUUCUGAUUGUUGUCAAAUUCCGCCAUGGAUACACUGCAAUCUGGAAAGUAAUGGUGAAGACACAUCCAGUGAUGAAUUUAUCAGUUCUUCAGUCGAGGUGGAUGUUUUAGAUGCUUCUGUUCAGAAGGAUGAGGACAAUCCUUCCAAUGUAGGUUCUCCUAAUGCAUCAUCGAGUACAUUGAGUGAUGCUUUAUCAAACACUAGAUGUUCCACAGCACGGAGAAUGAGAAAGGGGUGGAAGCGACGUGAUCAUUUGCAGCAGAGAGCUCGCCAAGAGCGGUUAAAUAACAGUAGGAAAUGGAGAACUAAAGAUCACAAUGAGAUAAUGAAUGUGAAAAUGACCACAAAAUGCACACCAUGCAAACUUACUGAGCUUACUUCUGAUACUCUUGUUGAGUCUACAAGCGUUUUUAAGGACAUUGAUGACGAUAACAUUAAUAGGCAUUCUGAACAAGCUGAAUCUCACAUUUUGUUUGCUCAGAUAGAUGAGAAAAUUGGCUCAAGUAAAGUGCACACUGGUGAAAGCUGCUCAAGCCUUUCCUUUGACUCUGUUGACAUUUGUAAAGAGUGCAACCAUGAAAAUAGGGUACAAAAUACAUCCUUGGUUGGUUCACUAGAUGGAAUUGAUGACCAGGAAGAAGACUCAUCGUCAGAAGCAUCUAAAAAUAAUCCAAAGUCAAAAAGGCAUUCAGAUAGGGAUCUUGACAAUCCCAAACCAAGCAAGUCUAGGAGACCAGUCAGUGACCCCUCAAAUAUAUCCUGCAAGUAUAGUACUGAAUCGUUUUGUAGCAUUGAUGACCGUAUACCCGAUGGCUUUUAUGAUGCAGGGCGGGAUCGCCCUUUCAUGUCACUUCAGAGUUACGAGAGUUUGUGUCGUGAGUCACGUGAAGUAAUACUUGUGGACAGAGAAAGAGAUGAGGAGUUAGAUGCAAUUGCUUUGUCUGCACAGGCAUUGGUAUCUGGCUUGAAGCAUUCCACUGAUUCAGUAGAUGGGGAAAAAUUCACUAUUGAUAAUCUGCAGGUUGCAUCAGUACUUGCUUUAUAUGUUUCUAGUUGUUUUGGCGGCAGUGAUAGAAAUGCUAUUGUUGAAAGGGCACGGAAAGCUGUGGCUGGAUCAAAUUAUCAGAAGCCUUUUGUAUGUACUUGCGCAACUGGGAACAGUGAUCAAAAUGGGAAAUUCACUAAACAAAUUUUGGGCAAUGAAUUUGACUUCAUUGAUUUGUGCGAGAAAUCCUUACGGUCUAUCAAGGAAGCCCGCAGUUCCAACAUUGUCCCUAUAGGCACUCUGCGAUUUGGUGUCUGUAGGCAUAGAGCGGUUCUUAUGAAGUAUUUAUGUGAUAGGGUGGAGCCUCCUGUUCCUUGUGAGCUUGUGAGAGGCUAUCUAGAUUUUAUGCCACAUGCCUGGAACAUCAUUCUUGUCAGAAGAGGUGAAUCAUGUGUGCGGAUGGUUGUUGAUGCUUGCCAUCCAACUGAUAUAAGAGAAGAGACUGAUCCCGAAUUUUUUUGCAGGUAUAUUCCUUUGAGCCGGAUUCUUAUUCCAAUGAAGAAUGGAAACAUGGCUAGCUCGGUUUACUCUUUUCCUUCUCUUUCAUUAUAUGAUGAAAUUGAAAAGGCAGCAUCAAGUUCUCUGGUUCGCUGCAAAUUUGGGACAGUGGAAGCUGCAGCAAAGGUGCGUUCUAAGUGUGUUGAUUCAAUGGAGGAAAUGAGGAAUUUUGAGUACACUUGUCUGGGGGAAGUAAGAAUGUUAGGGGCUUUGAAGAAACACUCCUGCAUAGUAGAAAUUUUUGGACAUCAAAUCUCGUCUAAGUGGGUUCCUCUACUAGAGGAAAAUAAGGAGCGCCGUUUAUUACAGUCGACAAUUGUGAUGGAGUACAUAAAGGGGGGUUCCUUGAAGAGUUACAUAGAGAAGCUUACCCAAGAUGGUCAGAAACAUGUCCCAAUUGACUUGGCAUUGUUUGUUGCUAAAGAUGUUGCCUGUGCAUUAACAGAGUUGCAUGUUAAACACAUUAUUCAUCGCGACAUUAAAAGUGAAAAUAUUUUGAUUGAUUUGGAUAAGAAGAGAAGUGAUGGCUCUCCAAUUGUUAAGCUCUGCGAUUUUGAUAGAGCAGUCCCCCUUCGUUCAUUCUCACACACAUGCUGUAUUGCCCAUGUUGGAAUACCUGCUCCUGAUAUUUGUGUUGGAACACCUCGCUGGAUGGCUCCAGAGGUGCUGCAGGGAAUGCAUAAUCAGAAGAAAUAUGGGUUGGAGGUGGAUAUAUGGUCAUAUGGGUGCCUACUUUUGGAAUUGUUGACUCUGCAAGUCCCUUAUGCUGGAUUGCCCGAAUCAGAAAUUCAUCGAUUACUUCAGAUGGGUAAGCGGCCACGGCUGACAGAUGAACUGGAAGCAUUGAGAUUUUCAGAGGAGCCUGCAAAGAGUAGAUCAAAUACAGAGCGAGUGGACUUGGUAGAGACUGAAGCAAAAAUAACGAGAUUCCUGGUUGAUUUAUUCCGUAGAUGUACAAAUGGCAAUCCUGCUGACCGACCUACAGCGGGGCAACUCUAUGAGAUGCUGCAUGCCCGUGCCAAUUCCUUCUUGAGUGCACCAAGCUAAGGAACUCGAAGCUGGAGUUGACCUACCUACUAAUCUAUUCAUACUGCCAUUCCCUCCCAAUUUUGCAGCUUGUAACACUUAGGGUGUCUGUUUUUCGCCAAUGUUCCUUGGAUGCAAUAAUUCAAGCUUUGCCUCAUUGCUUAUCAGCAUGGUGGCACUAUGUAGGAGUAGUUUUUAAUUAUUC